AUGUCCUCGCCACCCUUACGCACCCCUCUCACAACCCGCCUGGCCGCCGUCGCGGGCGCAGACGACGAUGACCCCCUCUUUUCCUCCGCCCUCGAAGAGACAACAACUCCUCACCGUCGCCUCCCGAGCAUCGAUCCCCCCUCCAGCCGCACCUCCCUCCGUACGCCCUCCAACAACCCCCUCCGCAGCUCUCUCCGCAGCUCCGCCCAUCGCGGUCUCUCCGCCUCGGGCCGCCGCUCCCUCGCCGCAAACACGACGCCGCACGCCCGCGCCGCCUACCGCACCAUUGACGCCCGACGCGCCGCGGCGUUGACCCCCGGCAAGAACAAGCGGCGCGAGAGCUUCCGGCCUCGGCGGGAGUCACUGCACGACGUGCUUCGCGGGUUGAGCCGGGUCGUGAAGGCAAACACGCAGCCCAUCUCUUCGUCCUCGUCACCCAGUGACUUGGGUUCGAGAGCGCCAAGCGCGAGCCUGCCGAUUCGGACCGUAGGCGGCGACCGGAGGAGCCUGGCAUAUGACGAUGAUGAUGACGACGAUGACGAGCUUCCUAUCGAUAGGCCAAGGUUGUCGCUACCGUUGGACGUCGAGGACGAGGACGAGGAUGAUCUGGUGGCGCCCGAGCUGUCGCAGAUUGACGAGAACGCGACGAUUGAGUUUCCGCGAAGGGCAUAUACCGACCAGGUCUCACGGAUGUCGAUGGGAAGUGUGCGAUUGAGCGAGUACAGGAAUUAUGACGACUUGGACGACGAUAAUGAUGAGGGCGGAGAAGGGUUCUUUCCCGGGUUUGAAGUUGGCGCCCUGGACGAGGAGAGCGGACGAGAUCGGGAGGAGUCGUUUGGCAGAGACGAGGAAGAGAACCUCCGACGACAGACAAUGGCAUCAGCGAGGGCGAGCGACUUUGGGUUCGAGGUGCCCGUAGAUGCCGAUAACCAGACCACGUUCGUGAUGGCGGUUGAAGGGCAGAGCUCGCCCGCUCGGCCGCUGCCCGAAGUCACAGACGAACAGCCGUCGCUCAAUAUAACGCCUGCUUAUGACGAGUCGGUUUUCGACGAACUAAACCCGCCCAUGGAUGAGGACAUGGGCUUUGGAGGCGCCUACGAUGAUCUGCGCAGCUCGACGCCCAUCGAACCGGCCGAGGCAACGGAACUCGACGACGACGAAACGAAAGCUAGCGCGCACUUUGAGCAGCAGCAGCAACAAAGGUCGCGCAAGACGAAGCGGGGCGUCAAGCUGUCAAGGUACAACGUGGAGUACCCUUCGCUGCCGCCGGCGGUGGUCAAGCGGCUGGCCAACACGUUCGCGCGGUCGAGCGGCAUCAGCAAGACCAAGAUCAGCCCGGAGGCGCUGGCCGAGAUCCAGCGUGCGUCGGACUGGUUCUUUGAGCAGCUGGGCGACGACCUGUCGGCGUAUGCGAGGCACGCGAAGCGCAAGACUAUCGAUGAGAGCGAUAUGCUCACACUCAUGCGAAGACAACGCCAGACCAACCAAACGACUACCCCCUUUUCCCUGGCGCAUAGGUACCUGCCCCGGGAACUACUGCAGGAGUUGAGGAUGCCGAAGCCGCCACCCCCAGCGGAGCCGAGGAGGAAGCGCCAUCGUGUAACCGACGGCGACGAUGGAGAAGAGGGGUGA
This is a messenger RNA of Colletotrichum higginsianum IMI 349063, 1632 nucleotides long. RefSeq lists its product as uncharacterized. Gene Ontology annotation, biological process: resolution of meiotic recombination intermediates; replication fork processing. Bases 1 to 1632 code for a protein of 543 amino acids. Gene Ontology annotation, cellular component: FANCM-MHF complex; Fanconi anaemia nuclear complex. The record is from RefSeq and is a predicted model, not a curated record. Gene Ontology annotation, molecular function: protein heterodimerization activity; chromatin binding. NCBI's taxonomy places the organism in Eukaryota, Fungi, Ascomycota, Sordariomycetes, Glomerellales, Glomerellaceae. The transcript is spliced from 3 exons.